UUAGAGCCCCUGUAGAUCAAGUCUUUACUUUGGACAAGAAAGGGACGAUCAUUUCCGGACAGGCAGAUCACCGCCACACUCUGGACGGGUUCACACAGGCUACAGGUAAUCCCUCAUCGGGAAACAUCCUCCUCCUCAGCCUAUUGGAGCUUUAUUUUAAGAAAGCUAGACUGGGUAUCUCGUCCUCAUAUGCUGACUUGUGAUUCGUGAAAUCGCACUGAGGAUAUUGGCUGGAGGCUAGAUGCUAAUUUAGACUCAUGAGUAAGCAAAUCAAACCUGUUUGCUGAUCUGCGGGGAAGAUUUUCUCACAUCUUUUCCCCUUACAUCUUGUAUUAUUACGUAGAUUUCUGGUGCGUUUCUGACUCCACAGUGGGAGUGUUUUCACGCAGCAUUAGCCGAACAGAUCUUUUGUCACAGAGCGACCACCUGCGCUUGGAAAAACCGGCAAAAGGCGGUGGCUGUCCAGGCGUGCGGAGCUGAAGAAAAAAACAUACAAGAAGCUGAGCAUCUGUGCAGCUACUGCUCCCCCUAGAAACCUCAUAGCUCCCCCCGCCUGCAAGGCAUGUCUACCGCCGGGGAAGUACCAGCUUUCUUCAAGAGCAUGGGCUCUGACAGCCCCGCCAGGCCCAGGCAGAAAUUCUGUGGCAUGUUCUGCCCGGUGGAAGGCUCCUCGGACAGCAAGACGCUGGACUUUGAUGCUCUGUCGGCGUGCAGGGGUAAGAGUGACGGCCGAGUCAUUGACCGGCAGACCGACAUCUCCCAGCCGAGGAAGGUGGAGAUCAGGGAGAGCACUGGGAAAGAAGCUCUACAGAAUCUGGAUGAUAAAAGGAGUGACCGUCUCCUGAUCAAAGGGGGGAAGAUCGUUAAUGAUGACCAGUCCUUCUGUGCUGACAUCUACAUGGAGGAUGGAGUCAUCAAACAAAUCGGGGAAAAUCUCAUCGUGCCCGGCGGGGUGAAAACCAUCGACGCCCACGGCCGCAUGUUGAUGCCGGGCGGCAUCGAUGUGCACACGCGCUUCCAGAUGCCCGAUCGAGGCAUGACGGCCGCCGAUGACUUCUACCAGGGCACCAGGGCCGCUCUGAGCGGAGGCUCCACCAUGAUCAUCGACCAUGUGAUCCCGGAGCCCGGCGUCAGCCUCAUGUCGGCCUUCGAGCAGUGGCGUGAAUGGGCCGACAGCAAGUCCUGCUGCGACUACUCGCUGCACGUCGACAUCACAGAGUGGCACAAAGGCAUCCAGGAGGACAUGGAGGCGCUGGUGAAGGAUCACGGUGUCAACUCUUUCCUGGUCUACCUGGCUUAUAAGGAUGUUUUCCAGCUUACUGACGCUCAGGUGUACGAGGUGUUCAGUGUGAUCCGCGACCUGGGAGCCAUCGCCCAGGUGCACGCUGAGAACGGAGACAUCGUAGCUGAGGAGCAGCAGAGGAUCCUGGAGCAGGGCAUCAGUGGGCCUGAGGGACACGUGUUGAGCCGUCCUGAGGAGGUGGAGGCGGAGGCUGUGAACCGCUCUGUGACCGUGGCCAAUCAGACCAACUGCCCUCUCUACAUCACCAAGGUGAUGAGCAAGAGUGCUGCUGAUGUCAUCGCCCAGGCCAGGAAGAAGGGCACUGUGGUCUACGGAGAGCCAAUCACUGCGAGCCUGGGAACAGACGGCUCUCACUAUUGGAGCAAGAACUGGGCCAAGGCAGCCGCCUACGUCACCUCCCCUCCUCUGAGCCCCGACCCCACCACGCCAGACUAUCUCAACUCCCUGCUCUCCUGUGGUGACCUGCAGGUGACAGGAAGUGCACACUGUCCCUUCAACACCGCCCAGCGCGCUGUGGGCAAAGACGACUUCACCUUGAUUCCUGAAGGAGUCAAUGGUACCGAAGAGAGGAUGUCCAUCAUCUGGGACAAGUGUGUGGUGACGGGUAAGAUGGAUGAAAACCAAUUUGUAGCAGUGACCAGCACCAACGCCGCCAAGAUCUUCAACCUGUACCCCCGUAAGGGUCGUAUCGCCGUGGGUUCAGACGCCGACCUGGUGCUGUGGGACCCGGACGUCACGAAGAUUAUCUCCGCUAAGAGCCACAACUCGACUGUGGAGUACAACAUCUUUGAGGGCACGGAGGUGCGCGGCGGGCCUCUGGUGGUGAUCAGCCAGGGCAAGAUCGUCCUGGAGGAAGGGACCCUCCACACCACCGAGGGCUCGGGACGCUACGUGGCCCGCAAACCUUUCCCUGACUACGUCUACAAGAGGAUAAAGGCUCGCAGCAGGCUGGCUGAGCUGAGGGGCGUUCCCAGAGGACUGUACGACGGGCCGGUCUGCGAGGUGUCCGUCACCCCUAAAGCCAUGACUCCUGCUUCCUCUGCCAAGACUUCACCUGCCAAGCAGCCCAACCAGCCGGUCCGCAACCUGCACCAGUCUGGCUUCAGCCUAUCAGGUGCUCAGGUUGAUGACAACAUUCCUCGCCGAAACACUCAGCGCAUCGUGGCGCCACCAGGCGGCAGGGCCAACAUCACCAGCCUGGGUUAAAGCUCCGCCCUCGGCCGCUGAGGAGGAAACAAAGAUCGAAGGACGGACGGCCGACCAACAAAGAGCUGAGGGGUUGAGGAGCCACGUCACGACACCGGGAGCCGAACCCUUCGCCGCACCGGGCCCUCCGCCAGCCUCGAUCUUUCACCUCCUCCUUCGCCGCUUCUCACGUACCCACUCUCCUCCUCCCCAAAACCUGAUCCUAGAGGACACAGUUAGAAACAAAAACAACAAAAAAAGGUCUGCCUCAUAUGAUGAAAAAAGAGAAAAAAAUGAAAACACUCCUUAUUUGAGCACUUUUGACUGCAUUAUUUUUGUUUUUUUAUACCGUACUUUCUCCCUGCCAUGUAUCCUUUUGAUGUCUGUUGUUUUAAUAGAGGGGUCAAGUGAGACUAAACUGAAUUAACACAGUUAAGAGAAGAGGAACAUUUUCAUGCAGGAUGUCCAUUGUAUUUCCAUUCUUCCUUUUCAUUUUGGGAGUAGUUUUAAAUGGGUACAAAACCAGUAUGUUCUUUACUUAAAUACGUGUAGGUUGCUUUAAAUUGAACAGUCUUACAGUGUAUUCAGCCGAAAAGAAUCAAACGUUUCUUCCAAGCUGUCGACUAUCUGUGAUUUGUAUUAUGUUGCAUUUCAAUUGCUUCACUUCCCAGUGCAUCGCCAUCUGUCACACACUGCUGAAAUCAAUAUCCAAUUGAUUAUUCGCCAUGAGGACGGCCUUAAGGUUUGAGAAAUUGCACCACACGGCAAUCUUUUAUGAUAGACUCUGGCUGCACUGGCUCUCAUCUCAUGUGUGUGUUUCCCACCUGUGGCUUUGCUAAGGUACAUAAGUAAAAAAACAUAUUCCAUAUUUGGCAGCUGCCUUAGAGCCUGUGAGUCUUGUUUAGCAGAAGGAGCUUUGGCAGGUAGUAAAUAGAGCUUUAUGCCUCAUUUCUGAGAGAUAAGUGGGAAAAUUGAGGGAAAGAUUUAGGGAAAUAGAAAGAUGUACUCGCUGUCACUUCAAACUUUCCUGGCCUUAUUGUCUCUUAACACCGUCCUUUUUAAAAGAACUGUUAGAGGUGCAAGGAAGGUGCCACAUUCACUACGCAGCUACUUGUUUGCAUUCCUGUACAUCAUAAAAGGUCCAUUCACAUUUUGAUUGACAGCUGUCGAAGCAUCUGAUAUCCGUCCAUCACCAACCAGUGCAUUUACAUACAGAAUGUUUCUCCUCCUCCAAAUGUGACUGUUUUAUACUCAUCCAAAUCCCUCUUUCUUUUCUACUCUUUAUGUGCCUGAACCCACAGAAGUUGUACUGAUAGUUUGAUUUUUCUUGUUUUGUUAUUCUUAUUGAGGUAAGUGAAGGAUGUAAGAUAAAAAAAAGAGGUUGUAAAAUAGCCAGGAUAAACCGAUUCAAAGGUGCCAGAUUUUGCGCUUUCAUAGGGCCUAUUCUGCCGGUAGAGCCCCUGUAAAGACGAAAAAUGCUCGAUAUCUUGAAAUGUUCUAAUGUUUUAGAGUUUUUAACUUGUUGUCAAACUGCUUUUUAGUGUCAUUCUGUAACUAGGUGCCUAAGGGCUGAGCACUAUUGAUUUACGCUUGAAAGUAGACAUGAGCUAAUGUACUUCUGAUUAGUGUGCAGUGUUGAUGUGUGAGGAAUGGGACACGCACAGCAGCCUCCUGUACAGCACUCCUUACUGUGUUGUGGAUGUGAUAUUGUUCUGGGCUGUGCUGAGCACUCAUAGGUCCUUUUUUUCUAGCAUGAUCUGGUUUUCAUUAAGCCAAGCAACUGAUUUCCUGUGUUAGUUCUUAUGUCAACGAGGUCUUGGCCACCAGUCACCAUCUCUCUGCAGCCUUUUUUUUCUUCCCCAUGACUCAACACGGAGCAACAAGCUCACCCUGACAUGAACAUGGGGGCCAGUUACAUAAAGAUUAGUCUGUGCUUUGGACUGCUCUUUAAUUAUUUAGACUAGUCUGAUGGAGACUAUCUCCUGCGUAAAUAUUAACACACAUUUUUAGGCAAAAGCUAUAGCUUUAGUCAGCUUUAAAGCAACUAUGAGGAACUUUUUUAUUCUGUUGAUUCUGGCGACCCCUGUGGACAAAAACGGUAGUGUUUCUAUGAACACCACCACCUCUUGUUGUAAAGAUCUUGAUCAGGCUGCACAUGCAUUUGUUUUGGAAGCCAGACGCAACUUUUUAAAAUCUUUAACACUAUUUUUCUUUUUUAAACAGCUGUUUGCAUGAUGCAUUUCAAUGCGGUAAUGUAUCUCUUUGUGGCUAUGUAAGAUUAAUAACUAAUAUGACGAUGAAGAAACAAAGUUUGUUUUAGGCUGGUAUCAUGAAUGGUUUGUAGUUAUUCCUAUGGGAAGAAAUGCACUGGAAAUUUGUUACGCUGCAAAACUUUUCGUAAGAAAUCACACGAACCAGUUCAUGUUGAUGCAUCAUUUACACACCUGUCUAAGAGGAAAAAGGGCUACUUCAGAAUCAGUUUUGAAUCCCACAAUUCUCUCAAUCUGUUGACUAUCACUGUCCCUUUUAGCUUAUAAUGCCAAAAAUAAAAUCCUCUAAAGAAAUACCUCCUCCUGCUUCCUUUCAUGCAAAAAAUUGCUUGGAAAAUAUGUAAAUAGACUAUUUCUUAAAUUGGUUUAUCUAAUCUGACAGACAUUAGGGAAAUAGCCACAGUAAUCUUCUCACUGAUGGUCUAAUUUGUAUGUGCAGAUCAUUUAUAUGCAUCAGCAUAACAUUGAGACUGUUUCUGUUGCCUUGUAGUUGCUUUAAGCUUAUGCAACUGGCCCCUGACUCACUCACACAUAUGCAGACAUAUAGAUAUGUGAACGACACCACCUCUGUUUGUGCUUUCAACCCCAGUUUUUCCUCUCUCCUAUAGAAGGCAAAGCCUGUCAGAGUUAUGAAUGGUUUAUGUAUUUGAAGAAUCCAAAGCAGAGGGGAUGAAACAUGUCUCUGAAGCAAAGAUGAGACGAGAUAGGAAUGGGAAAAACUUGAUCUCCACGGCAACUUGAGCAUCACAACAACACAGUUUUUGUAAGUGAGGAGUGGGGAAUGUGACCCUGUGUGUCUGACUAAUGAUCACUCACAGUGGUCUACUGUUGCCUCUUUUCCUUUUUUUAAAUCAUCUUAAUAAGGGGUCCAAGCCCGAGGGGGCUGGGAACACCAUUGUAAUGGCUCUGAUUUUUUUUAUCCUUCUGUUGAAAAAAGUGGUACUGCAGUAUACACUGUUUACAUCACAACAGUGACAUUUACAGGGCAGGUAUAGAGCUCUGUACACAGGGCAGGUACCAAAAAUGACAUGUCCACCAGCAGGUGUCGCUAUAAUCAAGGCAAGCUCGCUUUGGCCUGUAACUCUGGCAUAGUAUGUUGCACGUUAAAAAAUCUUACAUGCACAUGUUCCCUGAGUUCAGCUGAAUUUUAUAAUAUAGCCCAAAAAUUCAGAAAACAGCUAUGCUACUUUUUCGAAACCCUUAAAGGUGCAGUGUCCAAUUUGCGUCUUGCAUAUUUGUCAGUUUUGAUAAACUACAACUUACUACUACUUUCUCAAACUCCUCCUAGGCCCGUAGUCUUAUGUAUCAUAAUUAUUUGUACGAAAUUUGAUGCCAAAUGGCCACUAGGUGGCACUGUACCAAAAAAUGCAAAAGGUAUAAAGAAAACGAACAAAAAAAAAAGUUGUGAUUUCAUAUCUCUACUAAACUUUAACAAAAAGUUGAAACAUUUACCAAACUUUUUUCCAACUUAUCUUAGUGUGUCAGUCCAAUUCACUAUUGCACAUAAUUAAAAAGGCUUGGACCCCUAGUCAACAUUAUACUGAUAAAAAAAAAAUCUGUUUUUAGCUUCCCUCUCUUUAUUUCUCUCUCCUACAGCACUGUUACUUUAGGCGGGAGAGUAUUUGGGUGAAGAGAUGGAAGUUGAAGUCCUAACCAGGAAUACAUUUUGGCAGCAAGCAAAGCUCUCCUAAGAGUAAUAGCAUGCUCCUUGUAUUUUUGUAUUUUCCGCGUCACUCCUUCCUUUCAGUUUGUCUUUCAUUCCCCCCUUUCUUUCUUUCUUUCACUCUCCCCCUCCCUCCUUCCCUCCUUCCCUUCCUCCCUCUUUGGCUCUUUCGUUGUUUCUGGCUGUUGCCGAGGCAACAGACCCCUCCACUCUCACAGGGUUCUGCUUUUUGUUUGUCAUAGCAACGCGGUCUGUGCAAACACACACACACACACACACACACACACACACGUUUUUAUAAUUAUUCUGUGACAGUUCUGCACCAUUUCUACAUAAUCCUGUGCUGAGUUGUGUUGAAUCCAGAAUCCCCUGCUGCUUAAAAAGAGUUGAAAGCACACAACAGACUAUAAAAGAAACACACACACUCACACUCUGAAACACACACACACACACACACACACUCACACCAAACAGCCGUUGCUGUGAUGCAGCACCCAUGCCUGAAGAAUUGACUUGGACAUUAAAACCCAGCUGUCAGCACUGGCAUCCUCACCGUGUCCCAUGCCUCCUCGAUGUACACGCACUAAAACACACACUUAUACU
Messenger RNA from Centropristis striata (black sea bass), 7024 nucleotides. It is a transcript of the gene dpysl2b, whose product is annotated as dihydropyrimidinase like 2b. The transcript is spliced from 14 exons. Gene Ontology annotation, molecular function: hydrolase activity, acting on carbon-nitrogen (but not peptide) bonds, in cyclic amides. Gene Ontology annotation, cellular component: cytosol; cytoplasm. The record is from RefSeq and is a predicted model, not a curated record. Bases 563 to 2509 code for a protein of 648 amino acids. Lineage: Eukaryota; Metazoa; Chordata; Actinopteri; Perciformes; Serranidae.